Messenger RNA from Puntigrus tetrazona (Sumatra barb), 1749 nucleotides. Its product is annotated as tubulin polymerization-promoting protein. The coding region runs from base 286 to 969 and encodes 227 amino acids. Gene Ontology annotation, molecular function: tubulin binding. Gene Ontology annotation, cellular component: microtubule. Gene Ontology annotation, biological process: positive regulation of protein polymerization; microtubule bundle formation; microtubule polymerization. The record is from RefSeq and is a predicted model, not a curated record. The transcript has 5 exons. Lineage: Eukaryota; Metazoa; Chordata; Actinopteri; Cypriniformes; Cyprinidae.
UCAGGCGCGCGCUCGGCGGCGGAGCGCACAUUCACGCGCGGAUCGCAGCGAGCGUCGGUUCGCGCCGCGCCUCUCGUUCCCGCGGGCGUCUGAUGCGAACGCGUUCUUCUGGACGCUGACGGGGAAAAGAAGGAAGCGACGGAGGGGUCGUCCAGCAUCUAAUGCUCACAUUCACCACAAAACUGCUGAUUUGGUUUCAGCUGCGUCAAGAAAAACCAAGAGCGCCUGAGAGCGAGCGACGCUGACGUGGGAUCAGAGCUGGGGAGGGCCAGAGGGCAAAGAAACAUGGAGGAGUUUAAAGUUCAGACGGCCAAGCACCCCGUCCCCAACAGUUCACCGAUGAGGCCGCACGGCGACCAGCCCAAAGAUCACGCGGCCAAGCGGCUGUCCUCGGCCUCCAACGGCACGAGCGACGGAGGAGCGGGCGCCAAAACCCCGGUGGAGAUCACGGCCCUCGAGGAGUCCUUCCGCCGCUUCGCCAUCCACGGAGACACGCGAGCCACCGGCAGGGACCUGAACGGCAAGAACUGGUCCAAGCUGUGCAAAGACUGCGGCGUCAUCGACGGCAAGAGCAUCACCCUCACAGACGUGGACAUCGUCUUCUCCAAAGUCAAGAACAAAUCUGCCCGCACCAUUACAUACAGCCAGUUCAAAGAAGCGCUGGCGGAGCUCGCCAGGAAGCGCUUCAAAGACAAGAGCAGCGAGGACGCCGCGCGAGAGGUUUACAGCAUGAUAGAAGGGAAAUCGCCCAUAAUAUCUGGAGUCACGCGAGCCGUGGCGUCCCCGACCGUGUCCCGCUUGACCGACACCAGCAAGUUCACGGGGUCGCACAAGGAGCGCUUCGACGAGACGGGCCGCGGGAAGGGCAAGGCCGGCCGGGUGGAAGUGGUGGACACGUCCGGGUACGUCUCCGGAUACAAGCACGCAGGCUCGUACGAGAAGAAAGUUUCCAAACCUCCCCGCGACUGAAGACAAAACCCCCCUCCGCUCUAAAAGCACAAACGGAUUUCCCAUUUUCCACUGAGGGUACGUCUUUAGUCUGUGAAUAACACUGAGUUUAUGUUCCUCUUCCUCUAAGUGUUUUAUUUCUAUUAACUGGAACGCUGUUUACAUCCAACGCCGACGCCACCAGCUGGUACGUUCCUAACAAACGCCAGAAAGAUGCCGAGGGAAAGACGAGCGUCUCCGAUAUAUUGCACGCUCUACUAGUGAAGGGUUUUUUUUAUUGUGAAUAUUGACAUGAAUACUUGCCGUUUUGUGGCUUCUCCAAUGAUCGCAGCCUGAAACACGCUUCGCAAACGCUUCAGGGAUGCUUUUUCCAUCUGCAUUUAUAUCUUAAUGCAUCUGGCGUCUGAAUUUGAUCGGGUCGUGCAUUUCGUGCAUUCUUUGGUCACGCACGGGAAGUGCUUUUCAGGCCCGCGAUGAAAUGCAUUCACGUGCAUUCGUCUUAGUAUUCAGUCAUUUGUGCGAUUUGAAAGCAAUGAUUCGUCCCGAAAAUAAAUAAAAAAAAACUUGCUGUAAAUGCGCUCGCCCUCAAGAUUAGGAUGAGUUUGUUUCUUCAUCUGAUUUGUAGAAAUGCAGCGUUCUCAUGAAUGGAUGCUCUGCAUGGAAUGGGUGCCGUCGGAUUGAGCGUCUGAUAAAAACAUCACAGUUAAUCCACAGAACAUCGGUUAACAUCUGAAGACAAAAGAUCAAACUAAGCCAGCAUUUAGAUGCUCUGAAGUGUGCAUAUAUGUAUAUGUUUUUUUU